CCACGGAGUACUGCUCCUGCCUGGCCCAGGACCCGUCAUGGGGCAACUGAUGGCCAAGUUGAUGGGCAUCUUUGGGAAACAGGAGCACAAGGUUAUCAUCGUGGGACUGGACAAUGCAGGAAAGUCCACCAUUCUCUACCAGUUCCUGAUGAAUGAGGUGGUCCAUACGUGUCCCACCAUCGGUAGCAAUGUGGAGGAGAUUGUUCUGCGAAAGACCCACUUCCUCAUGUGGGACAUAGGGGGACAAGAGGCUCUGCGCUCCACCUGGAAUACAUACUACUCCAACACCGAGUUCAUCAUCCUUGUGAUUGACAGCACAGACCGGGAUCGGCUGCUGACCACUCGGGUGGAGCUGUAUAAGAUGCUGGCCCAUGAGGCUCUGCAAGAUGCUUCCGUCCUGAUCUUUGCCAACAAGCAGGACAUGAAGGACUCCAUGACCACUGUGGAGAUCUCCCAAUUCCUCACCCUUAGUGCCAUCAAAGAUCACCCGUGGCACAUACAGGGCUGCUGUGCCCUCACCGGGGAAGGGCUGCUCGCUGGGCUUCAGUGGAUGCAAUCUCGGGCCACAGCCAACUGACGUCCUAGCCUAUGGCCAACCAGAAACUUUGGGGUUUUGCAUGGACUACGUGGGUGGAAACCCCACGUGACUAUUACUUGUCUACGAUUCUCUGGUGGGAGCACAGGCAGCUAUGGACAGUGAGAUUACUACUGCUCACCCAACUCCCCACAGAGGAGCUACACUGUGUAACCUGAAUUGCUGCAGACAGGACAGCAGGAAAUGCUGCCCCUCACUUCACAAAAGCAGGUGUCCUUGGAGACACCAGGGGUAUGUUGAAAGUGAAAGUGGAGCCUCCUCCCCUCAGCUCUCAACCUCUCUGUAGGAAAAAUGGAGGAGCAGAGUAAGAGACUCCUUUCUUUCCUAGAACCCCAUCCCUAUCUCCCU
Molossus molossus (Pallas's mastiff bat) is the source of this 943-nucleotide messenger RNA. RefSeq names its product ADP ribosylation factor like GTPase 5C (gene ARL5C). Gene Ontology annotation, molecular function: GTPase activity; GTP binding. Lineage: Eukaryota; Metazoa; Chordata; Mammalia; Chiroptera; Molossidae. The coding region runs from base 38 to 577 and encodes 179 amino acids. Gene Ontology annotation, biological process: protein localization to Golgi membrane; intracellular protein transport; vesicle-mediated transport. The record is from RefSeq and is a predicted model, not a curated record. The transcript has 6 exons. Gene Ontology annotation, cellular component: trans-Golgi network; cytoplasm.